AUGGCAAAUAAACAAAAUUUAAUUAAUUAUACCGAAGAAUUAAUAGAUGUGAUUGAUAUGCAAGAUUCUUGCAUUAUCAAUUCAGUGGAAGUGGACAGUGAAAAUUUUAAUGAUGAAAUUGAUCUUCAACAAUUUCUUCAAACCAUAAAUAUGGAGUCCCUGUUCGAAACAUUGAAAGCUGCCAAUGUCACAUACAGGAGUUUGCCGUAUAUAACAAACGCGGACCUAACAGAAGCUAUUCCACAUUUGGGGCUACGUGCGGAAUUCCGUAGCAAACUAGUUACAUGGAGAAAAACUGAGCUAGGAGUUGACAAUGAGCCCUCAAAGGUCCAGUUAUGGAUUGACAACAAUGAUGACAUGUCCCCAAGCAGUUCAUUCACUAACAAUAAAAAUUUAUUGCAGGAUUUGAAGACAUUGAUAAAUUCAUCACCAAAAGGUAGAGAUAUUCUAAAAUACGCGGCUGAAUCCCAAAAAUUAACAUGUCAGCAAAGGGAAGACAUAGUUAAUAUCAUAAUAGAAGAUGUCAUCUAUAAAAACACUGUGCUUUAUCCAAAUGACUUUCAAAAGCUAACCGCGGAAAUUUGCUCCCUGUUUCCCUCUGAAAAUAAUAUGAAGGAUUUUUAUUAUAUUCCGAGAAAAGGAAAAACCAAUGCUGGUGGAAAAUUGUAUUCCAAGUACAGGAACAAAUGUGCAAAAAAAAGGAAACUUAUGGGGUCUACUCCGAGCUUCAGUCCUACAACUAGUCAAUCAUCUGACAUAGAACACGUGGAAUAUGAUGAAUCAAUAUCUGUAGCUUUAAAAAACACACUUAAUAGAGACAGUUCCAAUUGGGAAGAAGUUUGUGACAAGUGGAAAAAAACAUAUCAUAUGCGCCAAAAUGAUAUAAAAAACUUAACGAGUCUUGAUUUUCUUAAAGCUUGGUCCAAAUUAUCUGAUUCUCGAGCUCCGGAAUUGAUAAACAUCGACUUUGAUGCAAUGUACCCCAAAAAAGGACAUCUUCUGUUUUCGAAAUGGGAAUUAUUUAAACAAAAAAUUAAACCAUUUUAUGACAUUCAUGUGCACAAUGAAUAUUGUAAACAAUUACAAUCGAAAAUUACAUCGUCUAUAAGUACAGAUUCAGAGGAUUAUAUAUACACUUUGCUGUUAAAUGCUGUUUUACCUUCACCAGCAAGAUUUAAAAACGAAAUGGGAAAACGAAAUAAACGAGUAACAAUAGUUGACUCCCAAGAAAGUUUUGUUUUGCGAUUGACGUGUAUAAAUGAUUAUGAAAGACAAAUCAAUACAGUAAUAAACAAAUAUUAUUCUGCUGGAUUAACAAUACAACCAUUCAUCAUCGUAGAGGGUUUAACCGACGCGGACAUAAAAGGUUUUUAUGUAUAUUUUAAUAGCAAUUUACUAAAAUUAAAUUCUUUUAUUGAGUGUCUGGAUAUUUGCUUUAAAAUUUUUCAUACACUUUCAUUAAAAUAUCCGGAAGCUUGUGAACAGCCAUGGCAAUUUAUACAAAAAUUUUUUUAUGAUAUUUAUACACAAUUUGAUUUAAAAUCUGUAAAUAUUACUUCUCUUAUCAGUUUUUUAAAUACUAAUAAUUGA
Messenger RNA from Calliphora vicina (urban bluebottle blowfly), 1590 nucleotides. RefSeq lists its product as uncharacterized. NCBI's taxonomy places the organism in Eukaryota, Metazoa, Arthropoda, Insecta, Diptera, Calliphoridae. The transcript has 7 exons. The record is from RefSeq and is a predicted model, not a curated record. The coding region runs from base 1 to 1590 and encodes 529 amino acids.